Molecule: messenger RNA, 1961 nt
Organism: Radiomyces spectabilis
Lineage: Eukaryota; Fungi; Mucoromycota; Mucoromycetes; Mucorales; Radiomycetaceae
Product: transcription factor Opi1-domain-containing protein
Exons: 5
Coding region: 299-1648 (449 amino acids)
Biological process (GO): phospholipid biosynthetic process; regulation of transcription by RNA polymerase II; endoplasmic reticulum unfolded protein response
Cellular component (GO): nucleus; endoplasmic reticulum
Molecular function (GO): transcription corepressor activity
Source: RefSeq, a predicted model, not a curated record
UCAUUUUUUUACCUUUUUUUUCUUCCAUCGUCCAUCACCUGUUACUGUGUCAAGAAACGUUCUUUAUCAUCCAUCUUCAACAGUUUCUUCUUUUGUUGUAGUAUGGCCAAGUCUUCGCCCAUGUCCAUUUCGCAAUUAUGCAAUGCCAUGACGGGCGAUUCAAGCACCGAGAAUCACGACACCAUCAACUUUGCCGAGCCGGAGGCUUUGAGUGAAGUCGCGUUAAGCGAUAUGAAAGUGGUCGAUGAAGGUAACUUAUCAUACAGCGGGUUCCUGUUCCCCGCUGUAGACGAAUCGGAUGAUUUUUUCUUUUUUCUAUCUGUGCUCUGAUAAAAGAGGCGAUUUUUUUUUUCAAGAUCACGCACUAUCGCUAUCGUUAACAUUGCCCCCACUUACCACUUAUCACUCGUCAUCCUCCAGUACUGUUCCAUCUCCUUUACCGACGCCCACCUAUUCUUCGCAAUCCCUCCAAAACUAUAAGCGCCAACGAUCGUCCUUAUCCAGCGAUUCAACCAUCGAGGACGAUGAUCCACAUCAAAUACAAAUACAUAUACAAGGACACGCUGACCGCCUUCGCAACGUGUUAUCGCCGAUCAGUGAAUUGCGUCUAUCUGAGCGCAUAGAUACGGUUGAAGAUGCCCCAGUCUUUGGAUCAAAGAUGACAGAGGUAUCCUCUAGACUUGCCGUAAGCGAUAAAUGCCAGUCAUUGAUCUCGCCGAAAACUGUGUGGGGUAAAUACUCUUAUGGCGAAACACCUUGUGAAGUAAACCAUGUGAAUAUCAACGACGAAGAUGAUGGUACCCUGUCGGCCACCACAGCCCUGGCUCGCACCAACCUCCAUGAUACUGCCGUUGACCUUGAGACUAAUCCUCGACGCAGAUAUUAUCGGUCGACAGAAGAUGCUGCAUCUUCCCAUUCUUCGCGGUCAAAGUAUUCAUCACGGUGCAAUUCUCCACAAUCUCGUUUUUCCACAACGGCGGCACCUGCCAAGCAUGUCGCGAGUCCUCAUCCACAAAAAUACGCAAGCAGUCGCUGGCAACAGAUUGUACUGCAUGCCAGUUCAGCCGCCGGAACUACCGCCGCCGUUGUCAGCGAAGAAAGUAUGAAAUGUCUUCGUUACUGUAUUAGUUGGUUACAGUAUGCGCGUCGUCAUAUUGACGAACAAAUGGAUAUUUUACGAAAUCUGCUGGUAUCUUUAGCGACGCAAUCAUCAAAUAGUGACAAGACGUUGAGCACGCCCGAUUCAGCCAUGACCACGCUCAUGGCGGUCAAGAAGGAGAUUAUUGAUACGUUGCGCAAAGUAAUCGAUGUGGUGAAAAAAUAUGCAGGAGUGGGAUUACCCGAACAAGCAAAAACAACCGUGCGUACCUUCAUUCUAGCGUUGCCAAAUCGAAUGGCGAAUCUCAAUUCGCGCACUGUCUCCCCGAUGCAAUCACCAGCUUUGCAACCCCAUACCUCCGUUUCCCCAUUGCAAGAAACGUCCAUUAAACUGCUCAAUCUAGGCGGAGAAUCGAUCGAAAUGCUGGAAUCCAUUGCCGCCGUAUUCUCGGACACGAUUGAACGUGCCGAAUAUUGGUUGCACUGCCUUCGUGGUGUGGUGAUUCCCGCACGUGAACGAGUGAACCCCACUCCAAUGGAGCUAGAAUAAGUAGCAGUAGCUUGUGACUCCAAAAAAAAAAAGAACAAAGCCUCUUGCCUGAUAUCGCUUCUUUUCCCUGCAUCUCACUACCCAGUCUCACCCCAUCACACAAACCACUGCGACAACUACGACUACUCAAGCAAAAACAAAACAAAAAGCAAUCAUCGAAUAAAAAAGGAAAGAAAACCAAUGUCUCGUUACACUUUCUAAUAUGUUGAGCCUUAUCUUGACGAACAAGUGGUGAAUAAACAUGUCACAUGAAGAGCACCGUUAGAGCAAAUCAAUCAGUGAUAUCCAACAGACAGAUUCUCAUAAACAAGAC